Lodderomyces oxycetoniae is the source of this 1818-nucleotide messenger RNA. RefSeq lists its product as uncharacterized. Gene Ontology annotation, molecular function: histone binding; DNA binding. The transcript has a single exon. Bases 1 to 1818 code for a protein of 605 amino acids. Gene Ontology annotation, biological process: positive regulation of DNA-templated transcription. Gene Ontology annotation, cellular component: SWI/SNF complex. NCBI's taxonomy places the organism in Eukaryota, Fungi, Ascomycota, Pichiomycetes, Serinales, Debaryomycetaceae. The record is from RefSeq and is a predicted model, not a curated record.
AUGUCGUUUGCUUCUAAUAACGGUACGGAGGAAGACAAGAAUGCAAAUUCUGUUGGUGAGGUUGAAUCUACCAAAGAAGAAAAAAAAGAAGAUAGCAUAAAGGUUGAUGAAGAUGGUGAAGAUGAAAAUGGUGAAGAUGGUGAAGGUGAAGAUGGUGAAGGUGAGCCCGAGCCUGAUAUUAUAGACGGUGAUCAAUUGGAAAGAGAGUUCCAGGAAAGUGCCAGAAAGUAUCUAGCAGAACAAACAGCUCAUGUUAUCAUACCUUCCUUUGCCAAAUGGUUUGAUUUCAACACAGUCCAUGCAAUUGAAAAAAAAUCGUUUCCCGAUUUUUUCACCGAUGAAUCUGUAUACAAGAAUCCUCAAAGCUAUAAAUACAUUCGAGAUUUUUUAAUCAAUACGUUUAGAUUGAAUCCCAGAGAGUACUUGACAAUUACCUCGGUAAGAAGAAACUUGUCGGGUGACGUGACAAAUAUAAUAAGAGUACAUCAAUUUUUGGAGAAAUGGGGGUUGAUAAAUUAUCAAAUUGAUCCAAAAACUAAAUCUUCAAUUUUGGGGCCACAAUUUACAGGCCAUUUUCAAGUUACCUUGGACGCUCCUGAAGGACUUAUCCCUUAUGUACCAGAAAAUGCAAGUAUCGCCAAAUCAAACCAGUCAAAAGUUUUCAUUGGAGAGCUUGAACUAGGAGGAGGAGGAGGAGGAGGAGGAGAAGAAAAAGAGGAAGAAGAAAAAGAGGAAGAUGUGAAACAAGAGAAAAAAAACGGAGUCGAGUUAGACUCAAUCCAAUUAAUACCGGAAAUCAGGAGAAACGUUUAUGCUCCAGCAGAGAAAAAAAUCGAUUUCAAAUUGAACAAUCUCGUCCAUUAUGCAUGUAGUAUUUGUGGGAAGGAUGCUACGGAAGUUCGAUACCACAAUUUGAAAAUAAAGUCAUAUUCAUACAACCCAAACUCAUCGACAAAUAAUGUAAGUGUAUUAUGCUCCAUUUGUUACGAACAAGGGUUAUUCCCUCUGAAUUUCACUUCAGGCGACUUUGUCAAAUUGAAGAAACUGGAAAACUCGCAAGAUUGGACUGAACAGGAGAUUUUAUUACUACUCGAGGGUAUUGAAAUGUUUGGUGCUUAUGAACCAACAACAACAGCAGCAACAAUUAACGCUUCCAACAUCAAUGUGAACACUAAUAACCAAUGGAACAAAAUAAGUGAGCAUGUUGCAACUAAAACAAGAGAACAGUGUUUGACAAAGUUUUUACAACUACCAAUCGAAGACAAAUUUUUAUCUAAACUAAUAAAUGAUGAACCUCAAACAUCUUCACUCAAAGAUAGAUCAGCUCUUGUUGAAGAGAUUGUUAAGGAAUUAGUCAAAACUAAUGAAGGGAAAGUAGUGGUUGAGGAAAAUGCAAAAGAAAAUCUAUCAAAUUCCAUUAUUGAGCAAACUAGCUUAAUAAACCAAGUCAUUGAAUUAACCAUUGAGAAAGUGAAUUUGAAACUAGAAAGGAUUGAUCACUUGCAGUCAAACUUGAUCACGUUACAAAAUCAACUCACAAAGGAAAGAAAAGCAAAUCUAUUGGAAAGGUGGGCACAAUAUGAAAAAAUCCAAAAAUUAAAACAAUCAAGACCAGAUUUGAGUGAUGUUUUGUCUGAUUUAUUAAAGCCUGUUGGAAUCAAUGAGAUUGAUAGAAAUGAACAAGUAUCGGAUAAGGAAGAUAACAUUGAACUUGAUAAACCAAAUACGACCAGCCAAUUAAGAAGAGGCAAAGAAGAGACUGAUCAAUUACCAGUUAGUUACAAUGAACCCAAAAGUUAUCAAUUUUGGUCUGGCUGA